GGAUGAAGGCGAGUGCAGGUGGACCAUCUGGAACACAGAUUCAAGACCAUUAACAGCUCUCCAUGGACUCAGUCAUGGAGCUGGACGUGCUGAUCUACCCCGAUGAGGUGCGGGUAGUUACCCCCGAGGACCUUCACCAGUGGGAAUUGGAGACCGCCAGUCAGGCGUCGACGCCUGCUUUGGAGCCUCGACUCUUUGUGGCGCUUUACCCGUACAAUCCUGCCGCCAUGUCGCCCAACCCAGACACGGCAGCUGAAGAGCUGCCCUUUGUGCCUGGCCAGAUCAUCAAGGUUUUUGGAGACAAGGACCUGGAUGGCUUCUAUCACGGAGAAUCGGGCGGCCUUUCGGGUUAUGUUCCCAGUAACUUAGUGGCCGAAGUCCCGGUGGACGACCAUUAUCUAAAACAUCUUCUCAUGCAGCAAGGAUUCAUACCCGUAGACCAAACAGGAAUGUCUUUAACUCCUGACGUGAGUGACGUGUCCAGUGUUCCUGAAGAUGUGAUCGUACGCCGCAUGGUGGCCUUGUUCGACUACGACCCUUGGGAAAGUUCGCCCAACGCUGACAGCGAAGUUGAAAUGGGCUUUCGUUCAGGUGACAUCAUCUACGUGUUGGGUGACAUGGAUGCCGACGGGUUCUACUACGUAAGGGUCAUUCACCCCUUUUGUUCUUUGUUUGAUUUCUGGACGAAUAAAAUGUCUUUCCAGGGCGAUCUGCAAGGACGCCGAGGUUUGGUGCCGUCCAACUUUCUGCAGCCGCUACCGUGGGAUUAAUGGGUUUACAGUCACUUCUUUUUUUUAAUUUUUUUUAUUUUUUUACACAGCACUAUUGUGUAAUUUAAACAAAAUACCUGAUUGAAAAGGGUGUUGUUAUAGCCUUAAGCAAAACUUUUUGGUGUUUCUUUCUGUAUACAAUAUUUAUACAUUUUGUAUUUUUUGCCUCUUUUUACAUGAUGUUAUACUUUUACUUAAUAAUUAUAUUAUAUAUCUAUUAUGACUUUUUUAAUGUGUACUUUAUACACUGGACAGAAUUUCUGUUUGUGUUAGGAUCCAGUUAUUUGGAGUAGAUUAGUUCCAAAAAAAUUACACAACCCAAUUAAUUAGAAUGUAAUCAUAUACGGCUUUUGCAAAUAAAGACCAAGCA
Corythoichthys intestinalis (scribbled pipefish) is the source of this 1140-nucleotide messenger RNA. Its product is annotated as RIMS-binding protein 2-like. Gene Ontology annotation, biological process: neuromuscular synaptic transmission. The transcript has 4 exons. The coding region runs from base 63 to 770 and encodes 235 amino acids. The record is from RefSeq and is a predicted model, not a curated record. Gene Ontology annotation, molecular function: protein binding. NCBI's taxonomy places the organism in Eukaryota, Metazoa, Chordata, Actinopteri, Syngnathiformes, Syngnathidae.